AUGACAGCUGUAGAAGGUGUCUUCCUCCUGGCUCUCAUCUCAGCUGCUCAGGGCCAGUCCCUCACCUCCUCAGAGCCGGUGGUCAAGAGAGCUGGACAGUCAGUCACUCUGUCCUGCAAAGUGUCUGGACUUUCUCUGGCUUGGCUGCACUGGAUUCGCCAGAAACCAGGCAGGGGACUGGAAUGGAUUAGGCGCAUUGAUAGCGGAACUGGCGCAAUAUUUGCCCAAGCCGUCCAAGGCCAGUUCAGCAUCACCAAAGACAGUUCCCAAAAUGCAGUGUAUCUGCAGAUGAACAGUCUGAAGACUGAAGACUCGGCUGUUUACUACUGUGCACGAACAAAACACAGUGAUACAGGAGGCCACAGACACUGUGAUGCUUUCGACUACUGGGGCAGCGGGACCAAAGUCUCUGUUUCCUCAGCCAACACAGUUGCACCGGUUGUAUUCCCUUUGACACAAUGUAACUCUGGGACCGGAGAGGCAGUCACUGUUGGCUGUCUUGCCUCCGGCUUCUACCCAGAUGACCUAACCUUCACCUGGAAAGACGCCAGUGGGAAAGCCCUGACUGCUGUUCAGUAUCCUCCAGUUCUGAAUAACAACAGGUACACGGGGGUCAGUUUGCUGCAAGUACAGAGAGCCGACUGGGAUUCUUCUGUGUCUUUUCGUUGUUCCGUGGAUCAUGCAGGAGUCCCCCAAAAUGUGGCAGUGCAAAAGGUCAUAAAUCCUCCUGUGGUGACUUUGCAGCCCGUGCCUAAUGGAGACACCUACUCCCUAAUAUGUAUGAUUGAGGAUUCGCCCUCAAAAAUCUCGUCAGUCGCAUGGAAAAAGAACGAGGAGGAGGUGACACAGGCCACAGGUCCACAGCCUCCACCUUUACAGCCCUCUUCCUUUUCUCUGUCUCCUAUAGCAUGUCGUCACAGCAUCCUCAGCGUUUGCAACCUUCUUAUAGAUGUUAUAAGCAUUCUGGGAGACAGGGCAGUCAGCAGCCAGACACUGGACCUGCUCCACCAGCUGCCCCCUCAGCCUGAGGGCUCAAGGAGAGGAUGGGGGUCUGCAGCACUCUCCUCCUACCACAGGACAGCGCCUUUGCUGUGGAGAUUGGACUCAUCAAGACUCUCCGAAGAGCAGGUCAUGACCUUUCUGAUGACCUUGGCUGCGUCCCAGUUCAGUGCAACAAGACUGAAAGCAACGCAGGAAAAUCUGAAGUCUGCUAUUUCAGAUCACUGCAAGAGGGAAAACCAUCUAAUGAACUGGGACGCAGCCAAGGUCAUCAGAACGGAAAGCAACAGGCUCCAUCGGUGGAUAAAGGAGGCGGUUGAAAUCAGGAAGCGGGCCCCAAAGACUGUCAACUGGGAUGAAGGAGCCUACCAACUUUCCCACACCUGGGACACAGUCCUGCAGGGCCACCCCCGGUCGUUCAGCAGACCACCAGACGGCAGAGGGCGCCCCGCCCCUGGACACCGCCAUCCCAUCACUUCAGUCUCCCCUACUGUGUUUCCUCUGGUACAAUGUGGUUCUGAGAAAAACACGGUGACUGUCGGUGUCCUCGCCACCGGCUUCACGCCCGCCUCCCUGACCUUCAGCUGUGCCACUGCCAGCGGGACGAACCUGCCCGACUCUCUUCAGUACCCUGCAGUUCAGAAGGACAGCUACUAUUCAGCGGUCAGCCAGAUCCGAGUGAAGAGAUCAGACUUGAAACAAAACGUUAGCUGUACCGUGAACCAUCCAGCAGGAUCAGUUAAGGUCCCCAUUCCCAAACCAAAGCCGGUAACUCGUCCUGCGGUGACUUUGCAGCCCGUGCCUAAUGGAGACACCUACUCCCUAAUAUGUAUGAUUGAGGAUUUGUCCUCAACAAUCUCAUCAGUCACAUGGAAAAAGAACGAGGAGGAGGUGACACAGGGCAAAAUAUCUACAGCUAGAGGCAGCGACUCACUUAUCAGUGUCCUGACAGUCGACAAGACGGACUGGGAGAGUAAAUCUGUCUUCAGCUGUGAGGUUCCUCAUCCUGGAGGACCGAUUACCAAGAAGACUUCCAGUGCUUUCAUCACAGUGAAACUAAACCCUCCAAAUGCAAAAAAGCUUUUCUCAGACAAUGAAGUAGAGCUGGACUGCACCAUCACAGGAGAGGACAAAAACAUUGUAUCUAAAACUAUAAUCACCUGGAAAAUUAAUGACAACAGUUAUACCAACAAUAUCACUGUCAAGAAAGACAGUGAGAAGAGUAAAACCAGUAAACUGCUCCUAAGCUUGCAGGACUGGAGAAGUGUAAGAAAAGUCGGCUGUUUUGCUUACAAGGAAGAAGGCAUGGCGCCAGUCACUCAAAAUCUCACUGUCCACCAAGGAGGUGAAGCCACGAUUAAACCUGUAGUCCACGUUCUCCGAGAAGAAGACAUACCUAAGGGAGAAUCAGUCGAUAAGGUCACUCUGGUGUGUCUGGUGUCCAGCACCUCGCAGUCUGACUACUAUAUCACCUGGAGUGAACAAGACAGAGGUCAGGUUUUAGACUUCCAAGAUGGUAUCGACUCCCCCCCACAAAAGACCCAGAAUGGCUACUCCGUCACAAGUGUGUACACCACCAGCAAGAAGAAGUGGGACGACAAGGUCAUUUUCACCUGCAAAGUCUGGCCCGCUGGUGCCAGCACCUUCAUGAAGUCAGCAGGAGUGCAGGGUAAAGCAGUUGUCUGUUGAGUGGAGUCAAUUCAGCUUUAAAUGUUGUGUUUUGCAGUGUGUUCCUCUGUGUGUCUGCGUGCACCCCGUGCUGUGGAAAGUGUGCCCUCUGCGGCAGCAGCAAUCUGUGACUUUGUUAACAUGACAGUCAGCGCGUCAGCUGAGUUUUGUUUGUCAUCAUAUUGUGUGCUGUUACAUUAGAGUCUCUUGUGCAAGUGAACGCCCUGUCUUUAUCAAACUGUCUUGGCUUGCAAAGUGUGUUUCAAU
Molecule: messenger RNA, 2934 nt
Organism: Myripristis murdjan (pinecone soldierfish)
Lineage: Eukaryota; Metazoa; Chordata; Actinopteri; Holocentriformes; Holocentridae
Source: RefSeq, a predicted model, not a curated record